AUGGCUGAUGAAACUACUUCGUAUUCGCAGGCCUAUCUCAACGAGUCUCGGCAGCCGAUGCUUAUAUCGAUUGCCAUACUUUUUAUGGCCGCGAGUACAACUAUUGUAAUAUUAAGAUUUGUCUCCCGGCGAAUCGGAGAGGUUGGAUUGCAUCGCGAAGACAUCUUUAUCUUACUUGGCUGGGCCUUUUACAUGGCAUUUAUUGGAGUUGCCAUAGGAGAUGUCAAAUAUGGCGGUGUUGGUUUACAUCAAGCGCGAGUGGUCGCAAUCGACCCGCAUAUGAUGGUGAACUGGGCCAAGUUUCUUCUCGCAAUCGUCUUCAUCUAUUCGUUAUCGGUGAUUUGGCCAAAGUUUGCCAUCCUCAGUCUCUAUAUCUCGCUAUUCUCCAUUCAUAGAGUGUCACGAAUUAUCUGCUAUGCUACUGGCAUACUCAUAGCCACCAACGCGGCCGCCAACGUCGCGGCAGGUUUUGCCAUCUGCAGACCGCUCGACGCCUUGUGGACUGGAGACAUAGCAGAGCACUGUUUCAACAUCAAUGCUUUCUUUCGGUAUUCACGUAUUGUCAACAUUAUUUCCGACGUCGCAAUGUUGAUAUUGCCUAUUCCGCAUAUUGUUCGCUUGCAAUCAAGAACGCGACUGAAAAUCGGUUUGGUGAUCACAUUCCUCUCGGGCAGUCUGUGA
Molecule: messenger RNA, 681 nt
Organism: Penicillium macrosclerotiorum
Lineage: Eukaryota; Fungi; Ascomycota; Eurotiomycetes; Eurotiales; Aspergillaceae
Exons: 2
Coding region: 1-681 (226 amino acids)
Source: RefSeq, a predicted model, not a curated record